Molecule: messenger RNA, 2227 nt
Organism: Nerophis ophidion (straightnose pipefish)
Lineage: Eukaryota; Metazoa; Chordata; Actinopteri; Syngnathiformes; Syngnathidae
Product: gastrula zinc finger protein XlCGF57.1-like
Exons: 1
Coding region: 16-1911 (631 amino acids)
Biological process (GO): regulation of transcription by RNA polymerase II
Cellular component (GO): nucleus
Molecular function (GO): RNA polymerase II cis-regulatory region sequence-specific DNA binding; DNA-binding transcription factor activity, RNA polymerase II-specific
Source: RefSeq, a predicted model, not a curated record
AGACUUUUCUAAAGAAUGUUUGUUUUCUCCUGUCCCGCAGACCUCAAUGAAGCACAUCGUCCUCGUGAGCAGGAGGAGGAACCACAGUCCCCCCACAUACACGAGGAAGAAGAGGUACCACAUUCCCAACACAUCAAAGAGGGAGGAGAGGAGCCACAGCCCCCCCACAUUAUAGAGGAAGACGAGACGCCACAGACCCAUAAUGUUAAACUGACCCUUCACAUUAAAGGGCAAGCGGAGGACCCACUGAACUUACACAUCAAAAAGGAAGAGGAGGACUCACUGACCCCCAACUUUAAAGAGGAAGAGGAGGACCAAGAGCCGCCGCACAUUAAAGAGGAAGAGGAGGAAGAGGGCAUCAGUCAGCCUAAAUGGUUGGAGGAGUUCCCAGUGACUGGUGUCCCUGUGAAGAGUGAAGAUGAUGAGGUGAAAGGUGAAAGUGAGGAGAGGGGAGGGGGGGAGCCUCCAAGCAGCAGCUCAACACAACACAUGACAACAGAAGCUGAUGGAGACCACUGUGGAGGAUCACAAGCAGACAAGCUCUUAGCUCCACUAUCAGAUAGUGAGGACACAACGUCACACUCUCCUGACACUGAUGAUGAAGACUCUAAAGAUGAUAAGACAUGUCACACUGACAACACUCACUUCACAUCUUCUCACUCUCACAAAACCUUUAAAUACCAUAGUCUUCUGAAAACACACAUGAGAAGACACACCGGAGAAAAACCUUUUAUCUGUUCAAUAUGUGGCAAAGGUUUUGUAGAAAGUCACAAUUUGAAAGUACACAUGAGAACACACACCGGUGAAAAACCUUAUGUCUGUUCAAUCUGUGGUACAUGUUUUGUACAAAGAAUCAAUUUGAAAGUACACAUGAGAACACACACUGGUGAAAAACCUUUUUCUUGUUCAAUCUGUGGUAAAGGUUUUACACAACGUCAGAAUUUGAAAGUACACAUGAGAACACACACUGGAGAAAAACCUUUUUCUUGUUCACUCUGUGGUAAAGGUUUUACACAACGUCAGAAUUUGAAGGUACACAUGAGAACACACACCGGUGAAAAACCUUUUUCCUGUUCAAUCUGCGGGAAAGGUUUUAGAGAAAGUCAACAUUUGAAAAGACACAUGAGAACACACGCUGGUGAAAAACCUUUUAUCUGUUCAAUCUGUGGUAAAGGUUUUGUUGAAAGUCAGAGUUUGAAAGUACACAUGAGAACACACAAUGGUGAAAACCCUUUUUCUUGUUCAAUUUGUGGUAAAGGUUUUGCACAAAAUCAGAGUUUGAAAAGACACAUGAGAACACACACUGGAGAAAACCUGUUUACCUGUUCAAUAUGUGGUAAAGGUUUUGUUAAAAGUCAGGGUUUGAAAGUACACAUGAGAACACACAAUGGUGAAAAACCUUUUUCCUGUUCAACCUGUAGUAAAGGUUUUACACAAAGUCAAUGUUUGAAAGAACACAUGAGAACACACACUGGUGAAAAACCUUUCUCCUGUUCAAUCUGUGGUAAAGGUUUUGCACAAAGUCAACAUUUGAAAAGACACAUUAAAACACACACUGGUGAAAAAUCACAUUCCUGUUCAAUCUGCAACAGAAGCUUUUGUGACCGAUCAAAGCUUGUAAGACACAAGGGAACACACACUGGUGAAAAAUCACAUUCCUGUUUAAUCUGCAACAGAAGCUUUUUUCAACGAUCAAACCUUAUAAGACACAUGAGAACACACACUGGUAAAAAAUCACAUUCCUGUUCAAUCUGCAACAGAAGCUUUUGUGACCGAUCAAACCUUGUAGCACACAUGAGAAGACACCCAGGAGAGAAAGUGUUGAGUUGCAGUGUGUGUGGUGAAAGAUUGUCUUCUAAGUACCAGUGUAAGAAACACAAGUGUGCUGGUGAGAACAGCAGCAGCAAAUGAAACUGCAGGAUUUGAAAUAAACUGUCCAGACUUUCAUUUUGACUUUCUAACAACAUCAGCACAUAUAACAUGUGUGACAUUGUUGUUUGGGUAACAAUCUUUUUAAUAUGCUUCCACAUUUAUAGAUUAGAUAUUUUAUAUGAAUGAUUUUAUCAGUCAAGCACAUGCAUUAAUAUGCAACAUUGUGUACUUUUAUUAAAAAAGGGACAGAACAAUUUGAGUAAAAAGGUGAGAGUAAACAGUACAAGACUUAUUUUACAUGGAAAAAACAUUUUGUGUGUGUGUACCCGCACACACACACACAGACACACACACA